Molecule: messenger RNA, 784 nt
Organism: Suillus paluster
Lineage: Eukaryota; Fungi; Basidiomycota; Agaricomycetes; Boletales; Suillaceae
Exons: 2
Coding region: 262-714 (150 amino acids)
Source: RefSeq, a predicted model, not a curated record
UGGGGAGCGCGAAUAUGCAUGUUGACUAGUGCCAACAUAUGUGGCAACAAACAUCCUCGAUGCCUUCCUACCUUACCACAGCCAGCGAGAGCGGUCCUGUAAUUUUGGCCAUCUCACACUAUCCUUUCACUCCGUUUCCAACUCCAACACUUGCACACGAGCCACCAGUUUUCCAUAUGUCCGACCUUCUGUCUCCUGCUAGCGCAUGCCUAAUGGUUGUGUCUGUCUUUGCUCCAGCUAGGGCAGGCGCUUACACAGACAAUGACGAUGGUACAUGGAGCCACCGUGUUUGAUAAUACAACCUCUCGAUUUUACGUACAGAUCUCCAACGUUGCUAUCCAACGGGUGUUGGAUGGGCUAAUGAUGGUCUCUGUGUUGGGAACGUUCCUCCUGCCAGAGACGCCACUGGCUCGUGCCUUCACGUCAGCGAAUCACAGCACGUAUGUUAAUUUUGCUUGUAUGUCUUCCACUCUGGGAUUCACCUCUAUAUCCGACAUACUGACUUUGUCACUAAAGGGCUUCAUUUCCCGUCCUACCAAUCCGAACAUGCCAGUUAUGUGUAUUGGUCCAGGAACAGGCAUUGUACGUAUGCGUACCGUCAUGGAAAAACGUAUACACGAGCGAUACAGCAAUACUACCUUACAGUACUUUGGUUGCCAUUCUGCACACAAUCAGCGCUAUCACUCGGAGUGGGAAUCUUAUGCCGAAGAAUAAAAUCUCCGCUAUCACGUUGUGUGUUCUUGUGACGGACCAGAAGGGGUCAAAUGGACGUAUGUGCAAGAUC